ACAGCAACGAUCGCAUCCGUACUUCCGAGUCACGAAGCAAGAGGAGCGGACGUGUAUCACCAGUGCCUGGAGCACCAGCAACGGCAGUUGCUUGACCAUGCAAGCCGCGACUUCCUCCCUCCUGACCCCAACGUAUCCUAUCCGAAUAGCUGUAAUGGGAGGCGGAAAUUUCGGACUGGCAAUGGGAACAAUUUGUGCCCGGCAGGGGCUUCCCACGACGAUUUUGGUCCGGGACGAAGAAAUCGCAGACGCGAUCAACCGGGAGCACCGCCAUCCCCGUUACAUGAAAGACAUCGAACUCCCGACACGGCUACGAGCUACGGCGGACCCGAAUGAAUGCCUGCCGGAUGCGACCUACAUAAUACAUGCUGUGCCCUGCCAGUACUCGCGAAAGUUCCUUGAAAGCGUGAAGGACUAUAUCCCAGCCCAAACGCCUAUUCUGAGUGUGAGCAAGGGAAUCGAAACUUCCAGCAUGGGAUUUAUGGCCGAUGUGAUUCGGGAUGUCCUGGGAGAGGACCGACCCUUGGCCUUUCUGAGCGGUCCGUCGUUUGCGCGAGAGAUCGUGGAGGGCGUUGGUGCCACGGCCGUAGUGAUAGCAUCGGAAGAUCUUGAUCUGGCACGGGACCUUGCGGCAUUGAUCAGCGAUGGUCAAUUCAAAUGCUUUACGAGCACGGAUGUCAUUGGUGUAGAGGUUGGAGGAGCCGUUAAAAACGUCAUUGCUCUCGGUGCUGGAAUGUGCGAGGGACUCGGACUAGGUACCAAUGCCAUGAGUGGUCUGGUGACCCGGGGUUGCAACGAAAUGAGACGUUUAGGUAUGACCUUUGGAGCGAAAUCCAGCACGAUAGCUGGGUUGUCCGGUAAGUUACGAGACGUUAUUGGAAGAUAGAACUUGUAUUGUACUAUKGAUUGAACUGUGUUGGAGGUUUUGAACCUGUCUAUCGAGCAAAGUGUUACUGGCUUUGACUUCUAGAUAGCACGGGUCGAAAGUUGAAUAUUGUAAUGCAAUGCAACAGUCUAAUUCAUUGGUACCGAUUGAAAAUUAAAUGAACUAUUUUUAUUUCUAGGCGUUGGCGACACAUUCGGUACAUGUUUUGGACCGCUGUCGAGAAAUCGAAAAUUUGGUUACCGGCUCGGAAAGGGCGAGACUAUGCAAGAAAUUUUGGAGUCCACAAGCGAAGUCGCAGAGGGUGUAGAUACGGCGCUAGCCGUCGUUCGAUUGAUCGAGACAGAAUGCAAGGGAUAUCGGUUGGACCUGAAAUUUCCUAUUUUGUUCGGAAUAGCAAGAAUUUUGGAGGGCAAGAGCACUCCAUUGGAAGGUCUCGAAGGGCUCAUGAAUAUGCCUAUGCAAAUGGAAAACUUCGACGAGGGAAGAACAACAAGAUUUGCAAAAGUACGACGAAGGUCUCGAAGGAAGGUCAGCCAAAUGGAAGAAUGCGAAGAAUAAAGCGUUUUCAUCCCUCUCCUCUCCCCAAAUCAUUCUUGACCUCGAGCGCAACUCCUUGCUGUUUAGGAAAGCGCCAUUGGACGAAGGUUUUCAGGGAUUCAAACCUUGUAGGCUAUUCUGAAGUUUCAGUGUAGAGGUUAAUACUUGUCGACUUGUUUUCAGUUUAUCUUUGAAAGAUUAUUGACACAGGACAUACGAACCAAUUAAAAAACACAUUUGCG
Messenger RNA from Pseudo-nitzschia multistriata, 1665 nucleotides. The record is from the annotation of a GenBank genome assembly. NCBI's taxonomy places the organism in Eukaryota, Bacillariophyta, Bacillariophyceae, Bacillariales, Bacillariaceae.